This is a messenger RNA of Heterocephalus glaber (naked mole-rat), 8697 nucleotides long. NCBI's taxonomy places the organism in Eukaryota, Metazoa, Chordata, Mammalia, Rodentia, Bathyergidae. The record is from RefSeq and is a predicted model, not a curated record.
CAGGAGCCUAGUGGCUGAGGUGCCACCGAGGCUGGGGACUGAACCCAGAUCUCCAGGCCGAGUUCACUGCGCCUGCUGCACCGAUCUCUGCGCUUGCUCCUGCGAGGCGCCGCACUGCCUCAGCCGCCGCCCCGGAGGUAAGCGGGCCAGGGUUGUCAGGGAUGGAUGGGGGGGUCCCGCGUCCCCGCACGACUCCUGCUGGUCCCCCUUGUCGUGCCGUCCGCUUGUCCGUGUGUCCAUGAGUCUGCCGCUGUCCUCUGCGGGUCUCCCUGAACCCGGGGGUUCGGUGCGCGCGGCAGUGUAGGGGCGCGGGGUCCCCAGCAGCGUGGACCCCUGGGGAAGGCCCUGCCUGCCUAGUUCCCUUCGGAAGGAGGCCCAGGGCUGGUCCGCCCGAGCCCGGCGAGGGGCCGCGGGUGCGCACCGGAGCGUGGCUGCAACAGGUCUGCUCCCCGCUCGAGCUCCGCGCCGUCCCCUGGGGUCCCCUCCGCCUCUCCGCGCCGCGCGAGCACCACAGGACGUCGAUGGCCUUGGGGCCCCUGCUGAUACUCAAGCUGCCACCCUAAGACUGGCAGCGGAGAAGGCUCGGAGGUCGCUGGCAGAGACCGGUCGGCUCAAGUGGGUGGCCUCGGGUGAAGCGGAAGGACAGCGUCCUGGCGGGGCGCAGCCAGGGUCGUGGCCAGACUCCAGCUCCCCGCCCGGGGAACGAAGCCGGCGACGUUGUGGAAUGGUCCGGCGAGAAACGAGGAGGGUCCGGAGCGCACCGGCCACCCACCGGCGCCGAGGCUCGAGGCUCGGAGUCCUGCUCCUUGAGCAGCGCUGCGCAGCCUGCAGCAGACUGUACAGCACCUCCGGGCAUCACCUGGGGCUUCCUUGGCCUUUCUGUGACACUACAAGGACCCUUUCGGGGUGCUGAAGUAGGGACUCCAUCUCCAUCUCUACUUUAUUUUCACAUUUGAGAACCUGUUGAUGGGAUGGAUGAAAAUGCUGAAGUUGAUCACAGUGCUGAGAAUAUUCUUGAAGAUAAAUGGAAGAACUGUUAUAUGCAACAAAUCGGUCAGCUGUCUUUUCUGCCUGUACCACUUGGAGGGAAAAAAAAUCAGAAGGACUCUUUGCUUCCUCCUUCUGGAAGGAGUUGAGCUAAAGGACAAUCAGAUUCUGGGGUCUUCCUGGGACUUUCUUCUACUGGUGACGUGACUGGAGCAGGAGGAAGACCCGAGCUCAUGCCUGAGCUGAAGUCUUGCCUUUCUUCAGCAGAAUUGCAUGCAGAUUUCAGUUUCCAGCAUCCUUGUGGCUUUCUGGUGAAAUGUGACGACUCCAGGCUGUAACCGGCUCCCUGCAGGACAAGCAGAGCCUGGGUCCCUGGGAGCCGAGGAGAAGCUACAGACCAGGAAGCAACACCUCCACUCCUGAUUCUGCCUCGUCACCUUGGGCCUGUGAGGCUGGACAGACCCCAGCCCAAGUGGCAGUGGAUUUGGAAAUGCGGAGCUUCCGGAAAACUUGGGCUGGCUCCUGGGAUGACUCAUGGAGUUACCCUAAGUGUUGCCCUUGGGAUGUCUGCAUUUCCCUUCACAUUGGGUCUGCCACACUCAUUCACCAAACCCUUCAUGGCCCAUUGUGACUGCGAAUCCAAGUCUGCAUCUCCAAUUGUCCUGCACAGGCUGACUGUGACAGCACGCUACUCUGAGGAUUGCUGCAGCCAGCGCUGUUUCAACAUCUUCGACAGCAUCUUGCCAGCUGAGAAUCUGAGCCCAACUCUACUGCCAGGAAGCUCUCAGUGACCAGUGGAGAAGCCCACCCUCCUUUGCUGGACAAGUCUCAGAGGACUCAGGGAACCAUCCAGGAUUUGCUUGCACAGCACGCACUUUGGGCACAUGUGCUCUGCAUGGGGAGCCAUCACAGGCAGGAAAGCACUGUCACCAUCACAGAGGGUCCUGGUCAGGGCUACUCUGCCUCCCAUAGCUUUGACAGCUGGCUCUGUGACCCAGAAGGAGCCUCACUCCUGUUUGGGGGAAGGGGUCAAGUGUUAUGCCCCCUGUGCACAGUUGUUCUUGCAUCUACCCAGAAAGGGCAUCUUCAUCUUUCUGCUUUCGAAAUGACCUAUGACCUCAUCAGAUGAGGUUACUGCCCUCCCCACUCUCUCCAUGGGAAGGGGCACGCUCUGUCAGGAUGGAAGCCAUCGCGAGGCAGAGGCAUGACACUUGGGUCAAGGCUGCGCUGGCGACUGGGUGGCUCUUUCUGGCCCUCUUCCCUGGGGCCGCAUCCAAAGUGGCUGCUGAGUGCCCUGACCAGAACCCUGAGCUGCAGCCCUGGAACCCUGGCCAUGAUCCGGAUCACCGAGUGGACAUCAGCCAGGGAAGGAUGCUGCUGCUUGCCUCCUCUGCCACCGUCCACUCCAUCAACAUCUCAGAGGGGGGCAAGCUCAUCAUUAAGGACCAUGAGAAGCCCAUUGUUUUGCGUACCCGCCAUAUCCUGAUUGGCAGUGGAGGAGAGCUGCAUGCUGGGAGCACCCUCUGCCCUUUCCAGGGCAAUUUCACCAUCAUUCUGUAUGGAAGGGCUGAUGAAGACAUUGAGCCAGACCCUUACUAUGGACUGAAGUACAUUGGCGUGGGCAGGGGUGGCACCCUGGAGCUGCAUGGGCAGAAGAAGCUCUCCUGGACAUUUCUGAGCAAGACCCUCCGCCCGGGGGGCAUGGAGGAGGGAGGCUAUUUUUUUGAAAGGAGCUGGGGCCACCGCGGAGUCAUUGUCCAUGUCAUUGACCCCAAAUCUGCCAUAGUGAUCCACUCUGACCGAUUUGACACUUACAGAUCCAAGAAAGAGAGUGAGCGUCUGGUCCAGUAUUUGAAUGAGGUUCCUGAUGGCAGAAUCCUUUCUGUGGCGGUGAAUGAUGAAGGCUCCCGAAACCUGGAUGACCUGGCCCGGAAAGCUAUGACCAAGCUAGGGAGCAAACACUUCCUGCACCUUGGAUUUAGACAUCCUUGGAGUUUUCUCACUGUGAAGGGAAAUCCCUCUUCUUCGGUGGAAGACCACAUUGAAUAUCAUGGACACCGAGGCUCUGCGACUGCCCGGGUAUUCAAACUCUUCCGGACAGAGCAUGGAGAGUACUUCAAUGUCUCCUCAUCCAGUGAGUGGGUCCAAGAUGUGGAGUGGACGGAGUGGUUCAACCAUGAUAAAGUGUCUCAGACUAAAGGUGGGGAGAAAAUUUCAGACCUCCGGGUAGCUUACCCAGGAAAAAUCUGCAACCGCCCCCUUGACAUACAGGCCACUACAAUGGACGGAGUCAACCUCAGCACUGAGGUUGUCUACAAAAGGGGCCAGGAUUAUAAGUUCGCCUGCUACAACCAGGGCCGAGCCUGUCAGAGCUAUCGUGUGCGCUUCCUCUGCGGGAAGCCUGUGAGGCCCAAGCUCACAGUCACCAUCGACACCAACGUGAACAGCACUGUCCUGACUCUGGAGGAUAAUGUGCGGUCCUGGAGGCCUGGAGACACCCUUGUGGUCGCCAGCACUGACUACUCCAUGUACCAAGCAGAAGAGUUCCAGGUGCUGCCCUGCAGAGCCUGUGCCCCCAACCAGGUCAAAGUGGCAGGGAAGCCGCUGUACCUGCACAUUGGGGAGGAGACAGACGGCGUGGACAUGCGGGCUGAGGUCGGGCUCCUGAGCCGGAACAUUGUGGUGAUGGGGGAGAUGGAGGACAAGUGCUACCCCUACAGCAAGCACAUCUGCAGCUUCUUUGACUUUGAUACCUUUGGGGGCCACAUAAAGUUUGCACUGGGGUUUAAGGCCACACACCUGUCGGGCGUGGAGCUGAAGCACAUGGGGCAGCAGCUGGUGGGCCAGUACCCAAUCCACUUCCACCUGGCGGGCGACGUGGACGAGCGGGGCGGCUACGACCCGCCCACCUACAUCAGGGACCUCUCCAUCCACCACACCUUCUCCCGCUGCGUCACCGUUCACGGCUCCAACGGCCUGUUGAUCAAGGACGUCGUGGGCUAUAACUCUCUGGGCCACUGCUUCUUCACGGAGGAUGGCCCGGAGGAACGCAACACAUUUGACCACUGUCUCGGCCUCCUCGUCAAGUCUGGAACCCUCCUGCCCUCUGACCGCGACAGCAGGAUGUGCAAGAUGGUCACAGAGGACUCCUACCCGGGCUAUGUCCCCAAGCCCAGGCAGGAAUGCAAUGCAGUGUCCACCUUCUGGAUGGCCAAUCCCAACAACAAUCUGGUCAACUGCGCCGCGGCGGGGUCCGAGGAAACGGGAUUCUGGUUCAUUUUCCACCAUGUACCAACUGGCCCCUCUGUGGGGAUGUACUCCCCAGGGUACUCAGAGCACAUCCCACUUGGCAAAUUCCUCAACAACCGUGCUCACUCCAACUACCGGGCUGGCAUGAUCAUAGACAACGGAGUCAAAACCACCAAGGCCUCUGCCAAGGACAAGCGGCCAUUCCUCUCCAUCAUCUCGGCCAGGUACAGCCCACACCAGGACGCCGACCCGCUCAAGCCCCGGGAGCCUGCCAUCAUCAAGCAGUUCACGGCCUACAAGAACCAGGACCAUGGGGCCUGGCUGCGUGGUGGGGAUGUGUGGCUGGAUAGCUGUCGGUUUGCCGACAAUGGCAUUGGCCUGACCUUGGCCAGUGGUGGGACCUUCCCGUACGAUGAUGGCUCCAAGCAAGAGAUCAAGAACAGCUUGUUUGUGGGCGAGAGUGGCAAUGUGGGCACAGAAAUGAUGGACAACAGGAUCUGGGGCCCUGGUGGCCUGGACCACAGCGGAAGGACCCUCCCCAUUGGCCAGAAUUUUCCGAUCAGAGGAAUCCAGUUCUAUGAUGGCCCCAUCAAUGUCCAGAACUGCACCUUCCGGAAGUUCGUGGCCCUGGAGGGCCGGCACACCAGUGCCCUGGCCUUCCGCCUAAACAACGCAUGGCAGAGCUGCCCACACAACAAUGUGACCGGUGUCGUCUUUGAGGACGUCCCGAUCACUUCCAGAGUGUUCUUCGGAGAGCCCGGGCCCUGGUUCAACCAGCUGGACAUGGACGGGGACAAGACGUCUGUUUUCCAUGAUGUGGACGGCUCCGUGUCUGAGUACCCCGGCUCCUACCUCACCAAGGAGGACAACUGGCUGGUGCGCCACCCAGACUGCAUCGAUGUCCCGGACUGGAGGGGGGCCAUCUGCAGCGGGCGCUAUGCACAGAUGUACAUUCAGGCCUACAAGAGCAGUAACCUGUGGAUGAAGAUCAUUAAGAACGACUUUCCCAACCACCCUCUCCACCUGGAGGGCGCCCUCACCAGGAGCACUCAUUACCAGCAGUACCAGCCUGUCGUCACCCUGUACAAGGGCUAUACCAUCCACUGGGACCAGACGGCCCCUGCCGAACUUGCCAUCUGGCUCAUCAACUUCAAUAAGGGUGAUUGGAUCCGAGUGGGGCUCUGCUACCCACGAGGCACCUCCUUCUCCAUCCUCUCGGAUGUCCACAAUCGCCUGCUCAAGCAGACAUCCAAGACGGGCACCUUUGUGAGGACCCUGCAGAUGGAGAAGUUGGAGCAGAGUUAUCCUGGCAGGAGCCACUACUACUGGGACGAGGACUCAGGGCUCUUGUUCCUGAAGCUCAAAGCCCAGAAUGAGAGGGAGAAGUUUGCCUUCUGCUCCAUGAAAGGCUGCGAGAGGAUAAAGAUUAAAGCUAUGAUCCCAAAGCACGCGGGUGUCAGCGACUGCACGGCCACCACCUACCCCAGGUUCACCGAGCGGGCUGUGGUGGACGUGCCCAUGCCCCCCAAGCUCCGAGGGCCACAGCUGAAGUCCAAGGACCACUUCCUGGAGGUGAAGAUGGAGAGCUCCCGGCAGCACUUCUUCCACCUGCGGAGCGACUUCGCCUACAUCCAGGUGGAUGGGAGGAGGUAUUCCAGCUCAGAAGAUGGCGUCCAGGUGGUGGUGAUUGAUGGACGCCAGGGGCACGUGGUGAGCCAGGGCACCUUCAGGAGCUCCAUCCUGCAGGGCAUCCCCUGGCAGAUCUUCAGCUACGUGGCAGCCAUCCCUGACAACUCCAUAGUUGUCAUGGUGUCGAAGGGAAGAUAUGUCACCAGAGGCCCAUGGACCAGAGUGCUGGAGAAGCUGGGGGCAGACAAGGGUCUCAGGCUGAAAGAGAAACUGGCAUUCAUUGGCUACAAAGGCAGCUUCCGGCCCAUUUGGGUGACUCUGCAGACUGAGGACCAUAAGGCCAAAAUCUUCCAAGUUGUGCCCAUCCCUGUGGUGAGGAAGAGGCAGCUGUGAGGAUGGUUGCCACCUUGGUGCCAACGCAGUGGACUCUGACAUGGACCCUUGGCUCCCAGCCCUGUUCACAGCUACCCAGGGAGGUGGCUCGUCGACCCUGCCGGCCAAGGGAAGACAUCAGAGACCUCUGGUGCUGCCACCUGCCCCAACUCACUCACCUACCUGCAGCCAGGGCAGUGUUGGCCUCUUGGGUGCUUCUCUCCUAUCCAUGCCUCCUCUGUAGGGGUCUGAGGUGGUCUGGGUUGUGCUGGCUGCAAAGGUCCAUUUUGGCUAGAGCCUAGGCCCAGGGAGAAGGUGGCAAGGACUGGGUCACCUGCAGAUCCCGUGGUCACCAGCAGAUGUGUCAAGGGGACAGGUGUACAAAUGACAGUCCCGGCCCUGAAGAGAUCUUUACUCCUGUAAGCAAGGACGAGCCCUCACUGUGCAGACAGAGCUUGCAAAGUGCAGCUGGGAACCCGGGGAGUGGCUGCCUCUCGGGAGACUCCAGGGGCACAUUGGGACCAAUGCCCUUCCGCUCUGAGAAGCUGGAAGUCUGCGCCAGAACCCAGCAGCAGCUGAAAACAAUCUUCCCAGCAGACUAGCCGGAUUCGAGGGCUAGGGCCCAUGGGGCAGGAAAGUGCUAGCCAGUGGGUAAGGAUGACAGGCAGAGAGGCUGGAGAAGUGAGGAGGAGGCCAGUGCCCACCAGAGUUGGGGCAUCGAAGUGCCUAGGAGGAGGCACUGGGGCUGGCAGGACCGAAGCACUGUUUGUUGGUGGCGAGGGGCAGGUGGCCUCUGGAAUGACUCAGCAGUGAGGAUUUUUCUGCCACCACCUAACAACAGUCAGGUGACUGCAGGGUCACCCUUGCCCUCUGUUAGCCAACCCAUGUUGGCCAGAGACAAUCAGAGGGAGGGCCAGGCUGGGCCUGUGCCACCCAGAUCUGAGGAUCCAGCUCUCAGAGGGUGCAGAGCAGGCCACUGACACAGCCCCUGUGCUGGGACAUCCUCAUACUUCCCCCAGAGCUGACCAGCUAUGGACCAGCUUGUCCAUAGCCUUCAAUCAGCAGUGGGGAAGACAAGGCCCUGGGCUGGGAGAAGCAUGAAGCCUGGGCAGCCAGGGCCCCUUUCUAGCAGUCGCUGCCACACCAUGUUGCCUCCAAAGCUGGCUUGGGUAAAAGGUCCCUAAAGUAGCUUCCAAAAACGAGUCUGGUCCCCUUCAUGGGAAGAGAAGGAUCAGGAAGAACAAUCUUUGGCUGACUGCUAUUUUCUGCUGGCCCUCUUCUGGUUGUCGCGGUCCUGCACUGCUGUCACUUUGCUCACACUGCCUGCUAUCUCUUCCCCGGAGCCCAGCAGCAGUGGUCACUUCCUUGGUGCUACUGCGUUUGCAGUCCCAUGGCAAGGCCUGGCAGACUGCAUCCUCACAAGUUCCUGGUGAGCCACGUUGGCUCAUACAGAAGUCCAAAGAGCCUGCUGUUCUCAUCUACUGCUCAGGGGCCUCUGGGUCCCACACCAGCCCUGGGCCACUCUGGCUGUGGCCUCCCCAGGGCUCAUGAGUGCAUGUGUCUCCUUCUCUGGCCCAGCCACAAACUCUUUCCUUGAGAGAGGUCUUGCUGGGCCCCUCUGUCCCUCUGCACCCCUGAGACCCCAUCCCAGAACCCAUUCCCCAGGCUAAACCAGACAGGUCUUGCCCAUCAAACUGGGCUUCCAGCUGCUGGGAGGUGACAGUGGGACCCUGCCUCUUAAACACAGCUGCUUUGAAGGCCCAAAGCAUGGGAAGGACCCCUUCUGGGGAGCCUAGUGGGCAGGAGUUACACUGACCUCAUGCCCUUCUCGUCUAAUGUUGUUGGAUUCUCCAGCUCUUCCAACACAGGGGUCUCACACUGUGAACCACUUAGGAUGUGAUUACUUUCGGGGUGGCCAGGAAUGUUGAAUGUCUUUGACUCAGUUCAUUUCGAAAAAUAUCUAUUGGAAAGUUCUCAGAGUUGUACAUAUGUUUGAGACUACAGGAUCUGUACAUAAAAUUUUCUUUCCUAAAGUGUUCACCAAGAGGCAAUGACUAGGUGCUUUCUUGGUGGCACGGAUCUCCUUAUUGCUUAGAAAACUGUUCUUGCUGCUCUUUCUGUUUGUAAGUGACAGUGAGUUAGACCUCUAAGGAAAACAACAGUCCUCCAAAAUUCUUGUCUUUUUCCUGUUGCCGAAUUAGCUGGUCCUUUUUCGGGAGUUGGAUGUACAGUGUCUUUUAUAUGUAAACAUUUCUUGUAUGUGCCACCAUGAACAAAGAUAUAUUUUCUAUUUAUUUAUUGCAUAUGCACUUCAAGAAGUCACUGUCAGAGAAGUGUUGUCUUAAACGUCAUGUCGGAGGGUGUUCUCUGGACUGCUUUGGAGGGGUGUGCCAGAGCCAGGGACAUCAGCUCUGGUUUGGAAAACUGAGAUGUACCUUAGUAAAUAUACAAAGGAUGCCA